This is a messenger RNA of Zootoca vivipara (common lizard), 1004 nucleotides long. RefSeq names its product matrix AAA peptidase interacting protein 1 (gene MAIP1). Lineage: Eukaryota; Metazoa; Chordata; Lepidosauria; Squamata; Lacertidae. The record is from RefSeq and is a predicted model, not a curated record. Gene Ontology annotation, cellular component: mitochondrial inner membrane. Gene Ontology annotation, biological process: protein insertion into mitochondrial inner membrane from matrix. Gene Ontology annotation, molecular function: ribosome binding.
UCGCCGCCGGACUCCCGCGGGAUGACGGGAGGGCUGAGGCGGGGAGCGAUGGCGCUGCCCGUGGGCGCCUCCCGCAGCCGCUGCCCGUGGGCCUUGCGGGUCCCCGCUGCCCACCCGCGCCGGUACUUCCUGCUCCCGGCGGCGGAUCAGGCCAAGCCCGGCCGGGCCGGGUUCCCGCGGCCUCCGUAUCCCCGCCGGGCCGUCGUCGUAGCGCCGGCGCCCCGCUUGCCUGUGCCCCCCUCGCGCCCCUGCAGCGGCGGCCCCGAGCCAGGCGGGCGGCGGAAGGACGGCGUGGUGGUGUUCGGGGUGCCCAACCCGCUCAUGUGGCUCCGCACCCGCCUCUACUUCUUCCUCGUCCGCGCCUACUUCGACCAGGAGUUCAGCGUCCACGAGUUCACUGAAGGGGCCAAGCAGGCUUUUGCUCUUGUUUCAAGGCUAAUUUCUCAGUGUAAAUAUGAUCUACUGGAGGAGCUUGUAUCAAAAGAGAUGCUGCAGGUGCUGAAGGAGAAGCUUUCUUCACUCUCCGAAAGCCACAGAAGUGCUCUAGCUGCUGACGUGGAUGAAAUAAUGUACACAACAGCAGGAGAUGUUGGCAUUUACUAUGACGAAAGUGGAAGAAAGUUUGUUAGCAUCCUGAUGCGUUUCUGGUAUCUGACGAGUGCUGACCUCCCUGAUGAGACUCCAGAUGGAACCAAAAUAUUCCAGGUCGUGUUUGGAGAUAAAACUUCACAAGAAACAAAGCGUCUUUUAACAGCAAAUUAUGAAUUUCGAAGAGAAUUUACACAAGGUGUGAAACCAGACUGGACAAUUACAAGGAUUGAACAUCCAAAGCUAUUAGAAUGAAUUGACUGCACACUUUCAUAGACAGUUACUAAAAUUCUGGCAUAUCAGAAGACAUCUCAAGAUUUGUGUGCCACAAUCUUUUGUGGACUGCUUUUGUACUUCUCGAUUACCGGAACACAGUCUUGCUCCAAAGCAUAAAAAUAAAAUCUUUUUCAUGAGAC